Messenger RNA from Zychaea mexicana, 1214 nucleotides. RefSeq lists its product as uncharacterized. Lineage: Eukaryota; Fungi; Mucoromycota; Mucoromycetes; Mucorales; Lichtheimiaceae. Bases 170 to 1096 code for a protein of 308 amino acids. The record is from RefSeq and is a predicted model, not a curated record. The transcript has 4 exons.
UCAAUGAGAUAUGUAUAGACUUGUACACAACGCUAUUUGAUCUCCAGCAAACUGCGUGACGCAUACUUGUAAAUGUCAUACCAGUUGCCGGUGAUUUUUGAAAUUAUAAAGUUUGAAGGCAUGCAUCGUAAAUAUUCCUCUUUUGCUGUAUUUGCUCUUCCCCAAUCUCAUGGUCCGUAUUAGCGUAGCGAUACUUCCCUGUGCAGCUGUGCUACUGUCCGCUGUUACAUCCUCAAGCGCUCGCCAGAUGUCCAAGCGGGCAGUAUCGACAAUAUUCACGUCAUGUCCCCUUGAUCAAUCAUCGUAUGCCGGCAGAACUAUUGCACAAUACAGCGCCUAUCUUAUAAAAGGGGUUUACCUUCCAAGCGGUACACUAUUUAAUGGGCCUCUGGGAUUGAAGGGAACAUAUCAAAAUUCAGAAGUUACUUUUGGUGCUGCAAGAUACACGAACUGUAACGCCACCGAAACAAGUUUCAUUACCGUUAAUGAAAACGGUCUCGUCAUAAGCGGUGAAGACGGUAACAAGGAUGUCUACGUAACUGGAUCAGAACUCGUUAGUACCAAUGGUGAAGUAGACCUUAGCAACGGUUGCAGCUCUCUAUACUUGACGAAUUCGUACGACCUCCAAUUCAACAUUAUCACCGAUUCAAUGAUUACAGCUUCCUUGCGUCUCGCCAGUUUGACGCCCAACAUGUACAUGGAUGCUACUGGAAAUAUUGUCGAUAAAGGCUCAGAAGACGAUACCUACAAAGUUUUCACUUUUAACACGUGCAACAACGGGGCUUGUAAUAUAGCUGGUGAUCUUUCUGACCCUGCCGGUAUCUUUGGCGGUGAAAACAAUUACGAAGGCCCCACAGGCGACGUUCCAUCACCUGAUGCUACUGUUGUUUUCAAUAUACCUGUAGAUCAGAAAGGAUCAUUCAACAUAAACAAUCCUGCUGUAAGCAACGGCUUUUACGCUUGUCGCACGAUCUACAACUUCUAUCCAGUUACUACUAGCGGUGACUACCGGCCUAAAGGUUCUUUCUAUUUGCUUCGCAACACUGCCAACCUUGAAGGGAUCACUCUGGCUCCGUUAGGUAAAAUUGCAACGUAGUAUGUUAUGUUCUUGACCGCAUUUAACAAUGACCGUUUAUCUUAAGGCUUAAUCAGAGACGGUGGCGAAGGCUCCUUUAUUGGCAAACUCGUCGGUUACGAUUACGCUUUGCAAGAUG